This is a messenger RNA of Hemisphaericaspora subhashii, 1896 nucleotides long. It is a transcript of the gene TPD3, whose product is annotated as protein phosphatase 2A structural subunit. Gene Ontology annotation, cellular component: protein phosphatase type 2A complex; cytoplasm. The transcript has a single exon. Gene Ontology annotation, biological process: protein dephosphorylation. Gene Ontology annotation, molecular function: protein binding; protein phosphatase regulator activity. NCBI's taxonomy places the organism in Eukaryota, Fungi, Ascomycota, Pichiomycetes, Serinales, Debaryomycetaceae. The record is from RefSeq and is a predicted model, not a curated record. Bases 1 to 1896 code for a protein of 631 amino acids.
AUGGAAGCUUUCAAUGAUGAUUUAUAUCCAUUGGCAUUAUUAAUGGAUGAAUUGAAACAUGAUGAUGUAUCUAAUCGAGUAGAAGCCAUGCAAAAAUUAGAUACAAUUGCAAUUGCAUUAGGACCAGAACGAACAGUAAAAGAAUUAUUACCAUUUCUUCAUGAUGUAGCUCAAGAUGAUGAAGAAGAAGUAUUUGCUGUGUUGGCAACCAAAUUAGGAGAUUUUAUUCCGUUGAUUGGUGGACAUGAGAAUUGUGAACCAUUAAUUUCUAUUUUGACAAUAUUAGCAUCAAUGGAAGAACCUUUGGUUAGAGAUAAAGCAAUUGAUUCAUUAAAUAAAAUUAGUUUAGAAUUAACUAAUGAUGAAUUAAAUGGCAUCUUUUUAAAUUUAAUUCAAAGUUUAAGUCAAGGUAAUUGGUUUCUGAAAAAAGUUGCUCUGUGUGGUUUAUAUAAAUCAGUAAUUAUAAAAGUUGAUGCCAAUAUAAGAAAAGAUUUAUUAAAAUUAUAUUUAAAAUUGGUGGUUGAUGAUUAUCCAAUGGUUAGAAGAAGUGCUGCUACUUAUUUACCUGAAUUAAUUAAUUUAUUAACUGAAUUUACUGAAUCAUCAACGAUUGAUCAAGUUAAUAAAGUUACUAAUGAAGAUUGGGAAAUCAUUUCAAAAAUGUUUCAACAAUUAAUUAAUGAUGAUCAAGAUUCAGUUAAAUUCUUAAGUAUUGAUGUUUUAAUUGCUAUAUUAGAAUUCUUUCAAAAAAUUCAUGAAUAUAGUUUUAAUUCUGAUUUCUUAUCAAGUGCAUUAAAAUUAAUUAAAGAUGAAAGUUGGAGAGUUAGAUAUACUGCUGCUGAUAGAUUUAGUAAAAUUGCUCGUAAUUUUGUUCAUAAUGAAUCUGAUUUGUAUCAAUUAAUUGAUCCAUUUAUUUCAUUAAUGAAAGAUCAUGAAGGUGAAGUUAGAAAAGCAAUUGCAAAACAAUUACCUGAUUUUGCUAAAUUAUUAAUUAAUUUCCCAAGUACAAAGAUAACAAUUUUAAAUAAAAUUAUUCCUGUGGUUAACGAAUUAAGUCAAGAUCCUCAAGAAAAUGUUAGAGCAUCAUUAGCAUCAACUAUAACUGAACUUUCACCAAUCUUGGAAAAACAAUCAACAAUUGAAAAAUUAUUACCAAUCUUUUUAGUAAUGUUAAAAGAUGAAUUCCCCGAUGUUAGAUUAAAUAUUAUAUCUAAUUUAUCAGUUGUAAAUGAAACUAUUGGUAUUAAUUUAUUAUCAACAAAUUUGUUACCCGCAAUAACUGAAUUAGCUCAAGAUCAUAAAUGGAGAGUUAGAUUAGCUAUAAUUGAAUAUAUUCCAAAAUUAGCUACUCAAUUAGGUCAAUCUUUCUUUAAUGAAGAAUUAUUAUCAUUAUGUAUGUCAUGGUUAUGGGAUCCUGUAUUUGCUAUAAGAGAUGCUGCUGUUAAUAAUUUAAAAGAAUUAACGGUUAUAUUUGGAUCAGAAUGGGCACAAGCACAAAUUAUUAAUCGAUUAUUAAAUCAAGAUGAUAAAAUUGAUGAAGAUGAUAAGAUUGAUUAUUCGAAUUUUAUUAUUAGAAUUACCUGUUUAUUUGCAAUAACUAGAUUAAUACCAGUGAUUGAUUAUAAAUUAUUAGUUGAAAAAGUAUUACCAUUUAUUAAUAGUUUAAUAACUGAUAGUGUUCCAAAUAUUAGAUUUAAUGUGGCAAAAUCUUAUUUAACUUUAGUACAAUCAUUAAUUGAAAAUAAAGAGAAAUUACCAACAAAUGAUGAAGAAUUAAAGAAAUUAAUAAAUUUAGAAAUCUUAUCAAAUUUAGAAAAAUUGGAACAUGAUGAUGAUGUUGAUGUUAGGUUUUAUUCAACAAAGAGUAUUCAACAAAUUAAUGAGAUUUUAGUUUAG